This is a messenger RNA of Drosophila sulfurigaster albostrigata, 2470 nucleotides long. RefSeq names its product branched-chain-amino-acid aminotransferase, cytosolic (gene Bcat). Gene Ontology annotation, biological process: L-valine biosynthetic process; L-leucine biosynthetic process. Lineage: Eukaryota; Metazoa; Arthropoda; Insecta; Diptera; Drosophilidae. The record is from RefSeq and is a predicted model, not a curated record. Gene Ontology annotation, molecular function: branched-chain-amino-acid:2-oxoglutarate transaminase activity. Gene Ontology annotation, cellular component: mitochondrion. Bases 403 to 1731 code for a protein of 442 amino acids. The transcript is spliced from 6 exons.
AAGCAGCAACAACCAAAGACCGACCCCAUCUCAAUAUUUGAGCAUAAAAUAUAUCAAUAUCGUAUUCUUUUUUUUUUGUAUAUUGCGUCUUUUAUAUGCUCCCUGAUUCGCACCAAGUUGAAAACAUUUUUUGGUGAAAAGUGCAAAAUAACAAAUACGUGCCAAAUCUAGAAACAAUAUAAAUAUACAUAUAUAUUUUUUUUGUAAACUUGUCUUCUUGUUGUUGUUGCAACGACAUAAACAAUUCGCGCCGUGUGUGUGUUUAGAGAAGCGCGCGUGUAACUCUGUGAGAGUGCGAGAGUGUGUGUGCCGGAAAAGUUCUCAACACUUUUCCUUUCACUUUGUCUUAUUUUUUUUUAAUCGUUGCGCGCACGCUAGCGUGAUUUAUUUACCUACGUCAAGAUGACCACCAAAAUGGCAAUUAAUGCUAAGGAUAUUUUCCGCAACCAGCAUCGUUUGAUACGCUUCAUCGAGCAGUCGAUUCGUUUGUGCAGCAACCAAUCCCUCAAGACUGCCCAGCAGCAACAGCAGAAGGCAUCCACGCCCGACUUUGAGAUUACCGCAUCGGUCAACACACAAUACACACACGCACCGGAGCCCAUCAAGCAUGACAAGGAUCUGGGACACAUGUUCAAGGCAUCACAGAUGGCCGUCCGCUUGGCCACACCGCAACAGCUGCAACCGAAACCCGACAACGAUGAGGAACUUGGCUUUGGCAAACUGUUCACGGAUCACAUGCUCAAGAUCUACUAUCACAAAAGCUUGGGCGGAUGGCAGAAACCAGAGAUUACGCCCCUCGAGAACCUGGUCAUGCAUCCGGCUGCCAAAGUGCUUCACUAUGCCGUCGAGCUGUUUGAGGGCAUGAAAGCUUAUCGCGGUGUCGAUGGCAAAAUCCGCAUCUUCCGACCGGACAUGAACAUGAACCGCAUGAAUCUGGCCGCCCAGCGUUCCGGUCUGCCCACCUUUGAGGGCAAGGAAUUCGUACAAUGUCUCUCCCGUCUGCUCUCCAUCGACUCCGAGUGGGUGCCACACACAGAAGCCGCCAGCCUUUACAUUCGUCCCACCUUGAUUGGCAUUGAUCCCACGUUGGGUGUUGCCUCCUCAGACUCGGCGCUACUCUACUCCAUACUCAGCCCAGUGGGCAGUUACUUUAAGACUGGCAGCAAUGGCGCCGUCUCCCUGCUUGCCGAUCCCUCCUACACUCGCGCCUGGCCCGGCGGCGUUGGCAAUCGCAAAAUGGGCUCCAACUAUGCACCCACCAUCAAUGUACAAAAGGAGGCCGCAGCUCGUGGCCUGCAACAGGUGCUCUGGCUUUAUGGCGAGGAUCACCAGCUCACCGAAGUGGGCACCAUGAACAUAUUCAUGUUCUACGUCAACGAUCAAGGAGAACAAGAACUGAUUACACCACCGCUGAAUGGUCUCAUUCUGCCGGGCAUCACUCGCGACUCCAUUCUGGCCAUGACUCGCCAAUGGGGCAAAUUCAAGGUGCGCGAAGGCACCUUCACCAUGCCCAUGGUCUCUGAGCUGCUCAACCAAGGACGCUUAUUGGAGCUGUUCGGCACUGGCACCGCCUGUGUGGUUAGUCCCAUCAAUCGCAUCAACUACUUGGGACAGGAUCUGUAUAUUCCCACCAUGGAGCAGGAGAAGCCGGUGCAUGAACUGAUUCGCGAAACGUUGACCGACAUUCAGUACGGCAAAGUGGAUCAUCCCUGGUCGGUGGUCAUUGACUAAGCAUCCAACUUGUGCCGCACUUGUGUAUUAGUAGGUUAUAGUUUUUAGAGAAGAGGAAUGGAAUUUUUGGAAGUCAGAAGUGGAAGCAUUGAGAGGAGAGUUUCUGGGUUGAAAAAUGUGCUCGAAUUUUUUGUUUGUUGCAUUUAAAUGAAUGUUUGCACAACAUUCGAACUAUACGUAAAACACACAUAUACUAAAAGCUAUAUAUAUUUAUGUAUAGAGCUGCUUACCUAAUUAGCUAUAAGUUAAGGGCCGGGCUUUGCACCCAUGCUAUAUAGUUACUAUAUACAUUUACCUAUCUAUAUACGAUAUAUCAUAUAUCAAUCUAAUUUCUAUUUAUUUAUAUUUGAUGUUUUUUUUUUGAAUAUCACUUUUUUUAUUGUUUCGUUUCGUUUUUGAUUUAUGAGAAAUUUACUUAAUUCAAUUCAAAUCAGAUCAGAGACGUGGAUUUCAUAAAAUUUAUGAAUAACUUUUGCACGCUUUUACUUCCAAUUAGCAAAACGACAAAUAUUGAAACAACAACAAAAUCUAUCAAACAAAAUUCUUUAAAGAAAACCUAAAAAUAAUUUAAUUGCUAACCAAAGUCUUAAGUUCAGGAACUGCCCAAGCAAGAGCAGAUCUAAAAAUCAAAAACAACAAAAAAAUUUAAAAACAAUCAAAAAAAUUACAAAAAAAAAACAAACGCACACACAAAACAAAAAUAAUUUUGGAAACGUACCGGAGGCAAAUGCAUUUAUUA